This is a messenger RNA of Adineta ricciae, 1233 nucleotides long. Lineage: Eukaryota; Metazoa; Rotifera; Eurotatoria; Adinetida; Adinetidae. The record is from the annotation of a GenBank genome assembly.
AUGUUAUAUAUUGUGAUUCUUCUCAUCGGUUUGUGUACGCCGAGUGAAGAGCUUUUUGGUGGUGCGUCUUUACAAGAUUAUAUCGACAGUUUUGUUGAUGCCGCAAAAUAUAAAAUCGAGGGCAAAUUGAGCUUGAAUGAUUCGAGUAUUGGACAAAUCUGGUCAUUUUUUAAGUCGAAAUAUGGCCGAGCUUAUUCAUCGAUUGAGGAAGAAAAACAACGUUUGCGUAUAUUUCGCGACCAUCUUUUCUAUAUAGUUGAAUCCAAUUUGGAACGAUUGAGUACGUUCGAAUUAGAAUUGAAUGAUUUCGCUGAUUGGACAAUGGAAGAAUUUAACUCGUUGAAAAAAGGUUUGAUUCCGUCAACAAGUGCACGACGAGAGUUGAUUGAAGACGACAAGGAUCACUCAAUCCGACGUAGUUCAAAAAAGCUUUCUCAACAUCAUUACCAUGUCAAACGAUUGAAACGAAAUUGGAAUCGAAGGCGGAUAAAGAAUAAACGCUUUCUUCUCGAUUGGUUUCGAGACUUAAUUCACGGAAAUAAUAAACCAGGUCAGCCUGUGACGAUAUUUGACUGGCGCACAAAGAUUGCUAUUAGUAGCGUGAAAAACCAACUCAAAUGCGGAUGUUGCUAUGCAUUGGCUACAGCGACCAUCAUGGAAACGCUCUAUGCUAUGAAAACAAAUUCAACAACAGUUAUUGAGUUUAGUGCUCAACAAAUAAUCGAUUGUUCAAGUAAUGGAAACAACGGUUGUCGCGGUGGAAACUUUCCGCCAAGUGUUCAGUACUUAUCAGGACAAGGUGGGAAGAUAGCAACUGAAGCAUCGUAUCCUUUUGCAACACAAAAGCAAACUUGCAAAAUAAAUGGUCUCAAUGAAGUUCAACUUGGUAAUAUUCAAUAUGGUGAAAUUCCUGAGGGCGAUGAAAAAACCAUGGCUGAAGCACUAGUCAAUUACGGUCCAUUGUUUAUUGGUCUCGAUGCAGAAUCGCGUCUUUUUAUGUUUUACAAAUCAGGGGUACUUCAAAUCAAAAACUGUCCCACUCAUCGAAAAGAUAUGGAUCAUGCUAUGGUCGUCGUUGGUUAUGGUUAUGACAAUGCUCUGAAGAUGCCUUAUUGGAUCAUUAAGAAUUCCUGGGGAACAAAAUGGGGUGAGCAUGGAUAUCUGCGAUUAGCAAAAGAUUCUGGUAACAUGUGUGGAGUAGCGUCUAUGGCUUUUUAUGGUAAAUUAACUUAG